CCCCGUCUCCUCCAACCCCCGCCGCUCGCCCCAACCAGCUACAGGCCUCCUGUCUUCCACGUCGCCGGAGGUCUCCUCUCGCCGCCGCCCUCUUCCUGCCCUUCCUUCUCUCCUUUGUCGGCGGGGAGAGGAGUGGAGACCAUCUGAAGCUGGAGCGGUUCCUUCUCUGACAACGAUCUGACUCCUGGCACUGUACACAGACAUUUCAUCUUGUUCAUGUGAUGCCAUCUGUCUGAAUUAAAAGGAGAGCCAACAUAUCAAGAUGACAGAACCAUCAUCAUCAUCAUAUUCAUUGUCUUCCAAAAAGCGACCACGUUCUCCUAAUGAUAAUGAUGAACAUUCUCUACUCAGAGAUCAAAUCUGCUCAAGCCUUGAGGACAAUCUUACAUUCAAUGAUACCAUGAUAGCUCUUCAAUUGAUGCGCACCCAGUUUCCGAAGCUGGAAAAGGUUGCGGUGCAGCCAUUCAUUUUGCAGUCACAACUGUAUAGCAGUGUGAAGGAUAGAACACAAGUUGACAGAGACUUGGAGUCAUUCAAGAAAGAUAAAGUGUUACGUGUAUUCAAACUUAGUUCUGGGCAGGAUGAUCAUGCAAUCAUGUUCAUGGAUGAUUAUUUGAAACAGGUUGCUUUUGCUAUUAAGCGGUCAGGGGGUAAAGACCAAGAUGGUAGUGAAGUAUUUGAGUGGUUUGAGAGAUAUGUUGUCCCUUCAAAACUGGAUGUUAGCAUAAAUCAAUUAGAACUGUGUUCACUGUUAUCACGCGGUGGUGACGUUACAGACAAACAUAUCACGCUGCUGAUGAAUGCUGGUCUCUUAACACGCCAACUUAUUGAUCCAAACAUUUACUGGUUUGCUAUUCCAAGAAUUGGCCCCAUAUUGAAAGGUCUAUCCCAGGGUAGGAAGGAAAUUCUUUCGCUGUUGAACCGCAAAAAGUACAAGGAGAUGCUACUCUCUUCACUGGAGAAGACAAAGCUAAGAUUAUCACCUCUCGAUACGCGGUUCCUCCUUCGCGAUUUGAUUGGAUCUGGUCACAUAAAAACAGUUCAAACGCCCACUGGGUUACUUGCUCGCAUAACAAGAGAUUGAUAAAGCUGCCUGUUGUAAUUCUGCUCAUUUUUCUGCCUUAUCUGCUGGGCACAAUUUACUGAUUCUGAUUUGUUUUUGCAUUCCACAUGUUCUGAACAUCUCUUGAGAGAAAGGAAAGUUACCUA
Panicum hallii is the source of this 1209-nucleotide messenger RNA. Its product is annotated as serine/threonine-protein kinase 19. Lineage: Eukaryota; Viridiplantae; Streptophyta; Magnoliopsida; Poales; Poaceae. The record is from RefSeq and is a predicted model, not a curated record. Gene Ontology annotation, biological process: protein phosphorylation. The coding region runs from base 263 to 1084 and encodes 273 amino acids. The transcript is spliced from 9 exons. Gene Ontology annotation, molecular function: protein serine/threonine kinase activity.